Molecule: messenger RNA, 1422 nt
Organism: Nicotiana tabacum (common tobacco)
Lineage: Eukaryota; Viridiplantae; Streptophyta; Magnoliopsida; Solanales; Solanaceae
Product: peroxidase 51
Biological process (GO): hydrogen peroxide catabolic process; response to oxidative stress
Molecular function (GO): peroxidase activity; heme binding
Source: RefSeq, a predicted model, not a curated record
AAUUAUACAUUUGCAAAAACCCAUUUUCCCCUUUAGUUUCUCCAACAUAAUUGAGGUUCAAUUCUAAAGCCAAAGAAAUGGGUCGUCUAAAUCUUCUUAUAGCAGUAGUGUUAUCAAUAUAUUCAGUUGGUGUAGUGUUCAUGCCCAACUUGGCUUUUGCACAACUGAAGACCAAUUAUUACGCCAAAACCUGUCCUAAUGUCGAAUCCAUUGUUAGAAAUGUGGUUAACCAGAAAUUCCAACAAACAUUUGUCACAAUCCCUGCUGUUCUCCGUCUCUUCUUUCAUGAUUGCUUUGUUGAGGGUUGUGAUGCUUCAGUGAUAGUAUCGUCAACACCAGGGAACACAGCUGAGAAGGAUCACCCAGAUAAUCUAUCAUUGGCAGGAGAUGGAUUUGAUACUGUGAUCAAAGCCAAAGCCGCCGUUGAUUCAAACUCACGUUGUAAAAAUAAAGUCUCUUGUGCAGAUAUUCUCGCCUUAGCCACUAGAGACGUCAUUCAGCUGUCGGGGGGGCCAUGGUACCCAGUAGAAUUAGGAAGGCUAGAUGGGUUCACAUCAAAAGCUUCAAACGUGGAAGGAAAGCUGCCAAAACCAACAUUUAAUUUGAACCAACUCAAUUCCAUGUUUGCUUCUCAUGGUCUAAACCAGAGCGACAUGAUCGCCCUUUCUGCGGCUCAUUCUGUUGGGUUUUCACACUGUAGCAAGUUUGCCAAGCGGAUUUACAACUUCAGCCCUAAGAGUCCAGUAGACCCAACACUCAACAAGCAAUAUGCAGCUCAAUUACAAGGGAUGUGUCCAAGAAAUGUUGACCCAAGGAUAGCCAUUAACAUGGAUCCCAAAACUCCAAGGACCUUUGACAAUGCCUACUUCAAAAAUUUACAGCAAGGUAUGGGCCUAUUCACAUCUGAUCAAGUGCUUUAUACGGACGGGCGAUCCAAGGGAACCGUGGACAUUUGGGCUAGUAACUCAAAAGCAUUCCAAAACGCAUUCGUCAGUGCAAUGACAAAGCUGGGCCGCGUUGGUGUGAAAACUGGGAGGAAUGGAAAUAUUCGUUUCGACUGCGGCAGAUUUAAUUGAGAGUAAAAAAUAUAUAUUCUUUUUGUCGUUUGGUCAACGGCUAAUUAAGUUAAUUCUUCUUUUUUAUUUUCCUUUCACAAGGCAGAGAGACUUGAAUAAAGGGGAUCAUGAGGAUUGAACCUUACACGGUAAGAUGUAAAAUAACAGUUCUAUCACGGAAUUACUAUUCAAUCCUCAAAAUGAUAAGUUGUUCAAAUAAAUGGGGAUUAUAAGAUUCCUUUUAUCUUUGCGGAAGGGGGUGAUUUUGUAUUCUUGGGAUGUGUAACUGUUGAAUAAAAUUGUGUGAAAUCCAUUGUUCAUAAUGUACGAAAUUUCAAAACUAUUAUAUAUGCGGGACUUUAAUUUA